GCUUGAACUCUUCAGUCAUAUAUCAGGCUGCUGAAAAGCUGAAGGAGGCAACCAUUUCCUUAUAAUACUGAACAUUUAACAUUGGCCAAACUUAUAAUGGCUAGUUAUUCCAUCUACCAGAAUGCCAACUUCCAGUCAUUUGUUAGGAUGAAUUAUUAUUUCCCACCUGAGAAGAGAAAAUUUGACGACAUCAAAAGAAAAGCAGAAACACAGCAUUCUAUUGAAGUGAGUCAAAGAUCCAAGAGUGCCACAGUGUAUGCUGGGGAAUACAGAGGAAAAGAAAUGGAUAUCACAUCUCAAGCAAGGAAGAGACCAAUCUCUCCCACCAGGAUGAACAAACCCCACCCAUCAGAGUAAGGUUAACUGAAAAGAAAAAGAUGGUGUAAUCAUAUUUAAAGGAACAUUAUAGUGUUAGGAAUACAAAGCUGUAUUACUAACACUAUAGUGUCCCUUUGCCCCUGCAGCCAAGGUACCUUGGCGCUGCAGUGAAAGAAAGGGCUUUGUCUCCACUUUCUCCGAUGUCAGCACAAGGGGGAACCUAAUGCAUAUGUUUGGCAAGCAACACAAUUGGAUCAAUGCUUUCCUAUGGGUAUUUUCAAGAUGCUGUACAUCUUAACGCUGAGCAUGAGGACAUCCAGCGUCAUUUCACAAAGUUGAACUCCAUAAAAGUAGACAGUCACUAGAGGCAGAAGACAGUCUGCAGAGUUAAAGGGACAGGGGUACUGCACCCAGACCACUUCAAUGAGAUGAAGUGGUCUGGGUGAAUAUAGUGUCCCUUUAACAGGAUAACAAUCGCUAUAUUUUUCUGUGUGUAUUGGCUCUCUGUCUUUAUGAGUUUAUUGAUGAUAUUAAUCACCAUAAGACAGGGAGAAGUGCAAACAUUUAAUUAUUUCCUCACUAAUCUGGGCAGGCACCAACCAGGAGCAACUGGAAAAUUAUUUAUAAAAAUUAUAGGUGUGGGGAAAAAAUGUUGCAAUAAUGAAUGUUCCAGUUCAUUUUCUUAUUUGCGCUAUGAUAGUCAACGAUCGGUAAAGAUGGUAAUGAGGAAAAUUUUGCCAUACUUGCCGUAAUUUUCUUUUCCUGGAUAUAUCAAUGGCAGCAUUACAAUAGGACUGGCUGUGCCCACUUGGCUGCUUCGAACAGGAAAUAAAAGCCAUAAAUAACACUCCUACCAGAUAGGAUCUCCAGUCUAGUUCCAUGCUCCUAAAUAAAAAUAUAAAAAUGGAGGGAUGCCAUGUUGCCAUGGAUAUAUCCAGGAAAAUAAAAAUAUGGUAACUAUAGCUGAAUUUUCCUAAUUCCUGGCUAAUCCAUGGCUGCAUCACAAUAGCCAAUACCCAAGCUAAAUGUCUGAUGGGAGGGAAAUUAAACAAGCCACCGCAAUUUUUUGCAAAAUCAGAACGAAACACAAACUCUGUACUGUAGUUUUUAUGGAAACUUCCCUAGAUGGACAAUAAAUAUAUUCUUGAAUAGAGAACAAAAUAGGUUACAAUUAUCCAGUACCCACAAAAUAUGGCUAGACCCAGGGUGUGUAACUAGUAGGACCCUAGAUGCUGCAGAACCAUCCCCUCCAGCUUUAAGAAUGUCAAUGCACCUUGGAAACAGUAACUCUACAACACCCACGAAUCUAUCACUUGCCCACUCCUGGGCAAAACCACAUCCCUCAAUAAUGCAGACCUGAAAGAUAACCCCAAAGGUUAGAAGCAGAAAUAGACCAUGAUAACCAUGUUAACUGUGGCAGAACUAAUGUAGAGACGACCCUGGUGUAAGAACAUUUUUGGGGCCCCUGUCUAGUGCAAAAGUAGCCAAAAGGUAGCUCAACAUCUCUCGUACAACGCCAAUGAAGCUAUACCAGCUGGGGAUAUACCAUUUGCCCAUCCUUGCAAGGUUGCAUUUGUGGGCAGUGUUUGUGCUUUUGAAUGUAAACAUGUUUGUGUAUCGAGUAUGUGUGUGCAUGUAGGGGUGUAUUUGUUUGUACUGUUGCCACUCAUUGCAGUGGUAUACAUGUGUGUAGUGUUGAAGUUUGAAUGCAGGGGUGUGUUUGUAUGUAGUGUUGACUUUUUAAAUGCAGGAGUGUGUAGUGUUAGUGUUUGAUUAAAGUGGUGCUUGUAUAUAAUUUUAGUGUUUUAAUACAGGAGUGUGUUUGUAUCAUAGGCGUGCGCAGCCUAUUGCAUAAAUGUGUGUAAGGGUGCUGUAUGUGUGAGGGUGAUGUUAGUGUGGGGGUGCUGUGUGUGUAUGUGUAAGGGUGUUGUGUGUGUAAGGGUGAUGUAUGUGUGUGGGUGUUGUAUGUGUGAGGGUGCUGUUAGUGUGUGUGUGCUGUGUGUGUGGUGGGAACGUUUAGUUAAUAGCCCCCAUCCCUUCUUACCUUUUAUCGGGAGGAGGGGACCGUGCUGCAGCCAUCCCUGGUGGUCCAGUGGUGAGUGAAUUCUAGCCUGCGGGGCUAGAGUUCACUCUCACGAGAUCUGAGCAUUGCCGCGGCUAGCUCUGACCUCUCGAGAGGAACCCGGCGGAGCUGCUGGCUAGAGCUCCCCGUGUCCUCUCCUGCCUUGUCAUAUAAAUGAAAUUUUUUUUUUUAUUUGCAGCCACCCUCCUGUUAGUUUACUUUUGGUUUCCAAUAGGGUAGCUUGCUUCCUGUUGCUGCUGGCUGAGGGGAGCAAGGAUCUGCAGCUGCUCGCUCCUGUCUCUCUCCCCACUGCUGCUACUUGUACCACAACCUCCUCCCUACUGAUGUGUUCAGCAAGGAGCAGGGAGUAAGUGAUCGGCUGUCACUUUCUUCCAGCAUCCAGUGGUGUAUUUUGGAUUUGUGCUGCCCUAGGCACGACUAAAUUCGGGCACCCCCAAAAUCUAAAUAUGACUCCCCAAUUCCUGUCAAGGCCACUUUUUUGACUGACAGACACAUGCCCUCAUUGAUACAUGCACUGAUAUACACUCAGUGACAGAUACACAGUCAUUGGCACACACAUACAGUCAUAAGCACACACUGUUUAACCAACACACACUUUCACUGUCAGACACACACUGACACACCCACUCACUGACAGGCACACACUCUCAGAUACACAUAAAAUGAUAUACACACACUGGCACACACUCACAGGCACACCCAUUCUCACUGAAAGACACUUUCACUCACUCACAGACACACACUGACAGCUACACUCACUCACUCACAGUAAGGUGGAGAGCUCCAGAACACAAGGCAAGCAAGGCAUUUGUCUGGGAGCUUGGGGUGGAAUUUUUUGUAUGUUAGUUGUGUUAGUUUCUGUGUGUCUGUUAUUCAGUUUGUGUCUGCUAAUGAGUGUCAGUGUGUGUGUUACUGUGUGUGUCUGUUACUGAGUGUGUUAGUUUGUGUGUGUCUGUUAGUGAGUGUGUGUUUGUCAGUGAGAGAGUAUGUCUGUCUGUCAGUGAGUAUGUAUGUCACUGAGUGUGUCUCUGUCAGUAAAUGUGUGCAUCUGUUAGCUAGUGUGUAUGCGUCUGUGUGUGUUUAAAACCCCUUCAGCACUUACCUUUCUCCAGCGCCGGACUCCCUUGGCGUGGGGAUCCCUCCGCCUCUCAGAUCCGAAUGCGCAUGCGCCGCAAGAACCGCGCGCGCAUUCAAACCGCCCAUAGGAAAGCAUUACUCAAUGCUUUCCUAUGGACAUUCAGCGUCUUCUCACUGUGAUUUUCACAGUGAGAAUUGCGGAAGGGCCUCUAGCGGCUGUCACUGAGACCGCCACGAGAGGCUGGAUUAACCCUCAGUGAAACAUAGCAAACUGAAACUGCUAUGUUUUCAGCUGCAGGGUUAAAACUAGAGGGACCUGGCACCCAGACCACUUCACUUCACUUCAGACCAGGUGCCCGCCGCCAUAUGUUGCGGACUCGGCCCGCGCGGAGUAAGCAAUUCCGUAAAUUGAUGGCUCAAAUCACCGCCACGCUUAGAUCCAACGACCUGAGUUAUCGCUGGGGAUACACACCGUGGCAACACAAAGGGAAGGCCUUCAAAAAUUAAAGGGACAAUUCACAACUAGCUACACCGGCUAAGAUCCCCAGGAUGGUACCGGAAUGGUCUCGAGCACGACAGUCCCGGGCCCUGUCCGCAGGGUAUCGUUUAAUGCCAAACUGCUUAUGAGCAUAUAGUUAACCGUUGUUCAUAGCUAUGUUUCAUUAUUUUUCUGGUUUGGGGUUUUUUACUGACACAUUAUUGCCAUGGCUUAAUUAUGUACCAUGUUAUCUACCAGUUACCUGUUAAGACAUGCUACACUUUCAACUGCACCUGGUUAGAAUUUGUCACUGCCCAUUUAGCAACACAAUCAGACAUGUCAAUAGAUUAAAGGUAUGUCUGGCAUAGGCCAGGAAAGUUAUUUUGUAUACAAAAAAAAUAUUAGACCAUAACUGUGAGGAACAGCACCCACACUACGGUGCGCUAACCUAGUUAAAGUCCAACGGCUCCUCUUGAGCCUUAACACCCGAGUGACUCCUUGAUGAGAUACCCAUGGCCGCCCCCUACAUUAUGUGUGUCCGGAUAUGCCACGACACAUCGGCCCAAUCUUCUGGGCGCUAUUCUGUUUUUUAUUCCUAUGUUGUCACCCCUCCCUGUUACCCUUUCUCCCUCCUCCACCUUCUUACACCAUUGGGUAGUGAUAGGGCUAUUUUCCCCAAAUAUGCCUUUUCAUAUUAACAACGGACGACUGGUACAUGCUCUUAUCCUUAACCCCUCAGAAGGGACCUCUAAGUUCUUGAACAACAGAGAAAAAAGAGUAAGCGCUGAUUAACAGAUGGGCAGCAACCCUAGAAGGGAGAUCCCUCCAAACCUAUGGGAAACAAAGAUAGUGAGAAAAAUAAAGGGAAGGGCUGCGCCAAUUUCUAAACAAAAUAUAAUGAGCAGUGAAAAUCACAACACAUAAAAUAAGUUAAAAAAAAAUCAGUAAAAAAAGUCCAAUAAAAAGGAUCUUACUCAGAUCAAAUAUUGAAUAAGGUGCUUAAACAGGAGUAAUAUCCUCAGUGUCUUUCUGGAUGAAUCCACUCAUAUGAAAGACAAAAACCAGAUAAAAAUAACCAAUAGUGCAAUAUGAAUGGUCCAAUAUGUAUAUAGAUGAAAUAAACAGGAAUAAACUCACAUUUAGUAGGGCUAUAACUAGCUCUAGUGUUAAGGGCGUACAGCAGUAUAAUACCCGCUUAUGGGAUAUGCUGUGGGUUUCUUCCGUCUGGGGUAUGGCCACACUCAGGAAAGAGGGUAUAAAGAGACAACUAAUAGUGCUCACUGAAUAGAAACAACAGUAUAUAUAAUAACUAAAAUAUUACUCACAAGCAAAGAGCAGGCUAACUGUUCCUUGGUAACAGCGCUUGUGGUAUGAUCCCCGACUCAGAUGUCUUAUCCUUAACCCCUCAGAAGGGACCUCUAAGUUCUCUUGGAGUGCAGGAUACUACAAAAUGCCAGGUAAAGUUCAAGUGUAUAAAAAAGAUAGUUGGCACCAGGGAAGUGACCAAAUGAUUUUUUUAAAUCUUAUUUUUCUCACCUUUUUAGAUUUUAUUCAUAAUAAAUUAUGUUUUAUAUAUGAAUGGUUCAUGUGAAAUAAAAGCCCUGUUUCUCCUGAACAAAAUGAUAUAUAAUAAGUGUGGGUGCACUUAAUAUGAAAGAGGUGAAUUAUGGUUGAACAGACAUUCCAGGUUUUGUUUACGUUUUGUUUUGAUCACAACUUGUACAAUUGGCUCCUUUCUUAAGAGGUUAACCCCUUAAGGACGGCGGGCGUGCAGUGCUGUCCUUAGGGAACCGGCUCUAAACCCCGGGGGCGGCAUAGCACGUCCCCACUGUCCUAUGUACUUACCAGGUCGCCGGCGAUCCCACGCUGGUGAUCGUGGUCUGGGGACUUACCUGGGAGCCCAGGGAGUCCCCUUCCGUCCUUUUCGGCCCCCCUGGGCCAUGUGAUCGCGAGGUCCUUGCGGGCAUAGCCGUCCAAGGCAGUGCCAGUGGGGGGAGUGCCUGUAAUGACAGGUACUCCCCCUGCUGCUUGUAAAAAAAAAUUAAAAGUGUUUAAAACAGUGUAAAAUUAAAUUAUAUAUACUUAGAUCAUAUAUAUAUUUAUUAAGUGUUCUUGCAUAGCAAGACCACUUAAUGUUAUCUCACAUAUAUAUUAUUAUUCUUAUUAUAGCCAAAUUUGCCACCCUAACUCCUCCCACAGUUUUUACACUACAUAGACAAAAAUUUACCAAAACGUGCAGAUUGUUCCCGAUCGGAUUGCUAUUACUUUGUGGAACUUUUCGCCGAAUGGUUCACGGAAUAUCGUCGUUCUUGUGGCGAAAUUUGUCCCAUAGGAAUGAAUGGCAAAGCUAGAGUGGGAGCUGGCAAAAGCUGAAAAAUCGGGACAUGAUUUCUAAACUGCCACCACUCCCUUAUUUUCAGGCCCACCUACACAAAUCUUAUAUCAAAGCGUUCAGCUAUCCCUCCUGCCACUAAACAUGUCAACGGCUAAGCCAUAGUCCUGAUAGUUUUCACAAUAUAAUCAUUUGUUUGCAACUAACGCCGUCCAUUGACUUUCAUUGAAACUUCACUCUGCAAAGCUCAAAUUUGGAGUGCAAUUUCUAAACUGCGACUGUGCCUUCAAUUUUAAUACUUCAGAGACAUACUAUGCAUCAAAAUGUAGGUCUGGGUCUUGUGAUUCUCACAAUAUAAAGCUCUUCGCUGUAGGAUUGAUAGUUUUUAAAAUACGACCGUUUGAAGAUGGCAACCGCCAAAAUACUCUGACCUGUGCCAGGCUGCAGCAGCAAGUGAUGUCAUAGACAGGGCCUUUUGAACACCUGCUAAUGUUUUUAUAAAUGUAUGGUUUAAUGUAACUGUGCAACAACAUUGCAAUUAAAUGUGCUAUAUAAAUGAUAACAGCUACUCUGCCCACUCCAGUUGCAGACUACUGGUGGAGGCAAGAACACUUCACACAAUUUCCCCAGAAAUUGUAGCUUUUCUAGUUAAGUGUUCUUGCAUAGCAAGACCACUUAAUGUUAUCUCACAUAUAUAUUAUUAUUAUUAUUAUUAUUCUUAUUAUAGCAAAAUUUGCCACCCUAACUCCUCCCACAGUUUUUUACACUACAUAGACAAAAAUUUACCAAAACGUGCAGAUUGUUCCCGAUCGGAUUGCUAUUACUUUGUGGAACGUUUCGCCGAAUGGUUCACGGAAUAUCGUCGUUCUUGUGGCGAAAUUUGUCCCAUAGGAAUGAAUGGCAAGCUAGAGUGUGAGCUGGCAAAAGCUGAAAAAUCAGGACAUGAUUUCUAAACUGCCACCACUCCCUUAUUUUCGGGCCCACCUACACAAAUCUUAUAUCAAAACGUUCAGCUAUCCCUGCUGCCACUAAACAUGUCAACGGCUAAGCCGUAGUCCUGAUAGUUUUCACAAUAUGACCAUUUGUUUGCAACCAACACCGUCCAUUGACAUUCAUUGAAACUUCACUCUGCAAAGCUCAAAUUUGAAGUGCAAUUUCUAAACUGCGACUGUGCCUUUAUUUUUAAUACUUCAGAGACAUACUAUGCAUCAAAAUGUAGGUCUGGGUCUUGUGAUUCUCACAAUAUAAAGCUCUUCACUGUAGGAUUUAUAGUUUUUAAAAAACGACCGUUUGAAGAUGGCAACCGCCAAAAUACUCUGACCUGUGCCAGGCUGCAGCAGCAAGUGAUGUCAUAGACAGGGCCUUUUGAACACCUGCUAAUGUUUUUAUAAAUGUAUGGUUUAACCCCUUUAGACAGGAGGGCGUACAAUUACGCCCUAUUAUAGGCGGUUCUAAACGCCGCCGGGCGAAAUUGUACGCCCUCCAGUUUUUGCCUACUUACCCGGUCACCGGCGGUCCCACGCCGGCGAUCGCGGUGGGGGGGACUCCCAGGGAGCCCCCCGCGGCACGUCCGUCCUCGUCGAAGCCCCCCGGCCAUGUGAGAGUGGGGUCCUAGCGAGGACCCCACAAUCACAUGGCCGGGGAUAGCUGGCUUCUGUAUUGCCAGCAGGGGGGCUGCCUGUAAUUACAGGUGGUCCCCCUGCUGGCUGGAAAUAAAAUGAAAAAUGUAUUAGUGUAAAAAAAAAUAUAUAUACUUAGAUCAUAUAUAUGAUCUAAGUAUAUAUAUAUACACAUAUACAUACACACACGUACACCGUCUAGGUGUAUUUUACUAUUAUUAUAUAUAUAUAUAAUUAUAUAUAUAUAUAUAUAUUAAUAUCAAAUUACACGUAGACUGAUACUGGCUAAAUAUAUAUAUAAUUAUUGUUGUUAUAUAUAUAUAUAUAUAUUUAUAUAUAAUAUAAAAAAAUGUAAUAUGUAAAUACGUUAAAAAAAUUUUUUUUAAAUAAUUUUAAAAAAUUCAUUAAAAAAUAUAUAGAUGUGUGUUAUUUCAUUCUAACUGUAUUGUGAUAUUAAUAUAUAUAUAUUUAUAUCAAAAUACACGUAGAACGAAAUAAUAUAUAUAUCUACAUACAUAAAUAUAUACGUAUAUAUCACUAUAUAUACCUAUAUAUAAAUAAAAAUAUUUAAAAAAAAUUAUAUAGAUAUACACAUAUAGAUUCACAUAUGUGUAUAUAUAUACAUAUAUUAAUUCUACAUAUAUAUUUAUGUAAUAUUUUUACAUAAUUAGGUAUCUUAAUUAAUUACAAUUAGCGGGACCUGCAUGACAACCCAUGCCGAACGUAAAGGGAAUUUAAUUGGCUAGCACUAUAUUUAACCCUAUAACUUUCCAAGACACCAUAAAACCUAUACAUACUCGGGAGACUUCGCUGAACACAAAUAUUAGUGUUUCAAAACAGUAAAAUGUAUAACAACGAUGAUAUCGCCAGUAAAAGUGACGUUUUUUGCAUUUUUCAUGCACAAAUAGCACUUACACGGACGAUAUUAUUGCUGUGAUACUUUUUACUGUUUUAAAACACAAAUAUUUGUGUUCAGCGAAGUCUCCCGAGUACAACAGUACCCCUCAUGUACAGGUUUUAUGGUGUUUUCAAAAGUUACAGCGUCAAAUAUAAGGCUUGCGUUUCAUUUUUUUCACAUUAAAAUUUGCCAGAUUGGUUACGGUGCCUUUGAGACCCUAUGGUAGCCCGAGAAUGAAAAUUACCCCUAUGAUAUACCAUUUGCAACAGUAGACAACCCAAGGUAUUGCAAACGGGGUAUGUCCAGUCUUUUUUAGUAGCCACUUAGUCACAAACACUGGCCAAAAUUGGCGUUUGUUUGCAUUUUUCACACAAACAAAUACGAACGCUAACUUUGGCCAGUGUUUGUGACCAAAUGGUUGCUAAAAAAGACUGGACAUACCCCAUUUGCAAUACCGUGGGUUGUCUACUUUUGCAAAUGGUAUGCCAUCAUGGGGGUAAUUCUCAUUCCUGGGAUACCAUACGGUCUCAAAGGCAACGUAACCAAUCUGGCGAAUUUCAAUGUGAAAAAACUGAAAAAUGUAACGUGCUAUAUUUGACCAUGUAACUUCCCACAACACCAUAAAACCUGUACAUAGGGGGUACUGUUUUACAUGUGAGACAUUGCGGAAUACAAAUAUGUGUAUUUUAUUGCAGUCAAAGCAAACAGUAUUAUGACAUUCACAGUUAAAAUGUUACGUAGAAUUAAAAUAAUUUUUUUAAUUACUAUUUUCUCCCAUUUUUAUUUUAUAUUUUUUUUUUAUUUAUUUUUUUUUUAUUUGCAUUUUAUAAGAUUUCACAGUCGUAUUACAGGUAUACAGGGUAUGCAAGUUACAUUCAUGAGUACAACAUAGAGAGUACAACUUUUGAGCAACAUGUAUUGACAAUGAGCUAUCAUAUCUGUGUCUUGAUGAGAGCCAGUUUGAAGCCUACAUAUGAUAGUGGUAAUAUAGGUACAUCGUUAAACAAAUUGUCCUUAAACAGAGUAUUAAACAGAGUAUUAAACAGAGUAUCCUGGCAUUGCUGUCGUGCCCAUAUUUAUGUAGUUCUCCCUCUUGACCAUCAGUCGUGAUGGUAGGAGUUUUCUUUUCGCUGUGCCAGUGUCGGUAAUUGCUCAGUUGUGAAAAUAACCCUCAUCUUCCCUGACACCUAGCUACUAUUCCAAUGAACAGGGGAAUAUAAACUUGGGGCAUAACCUGGGUAUAAUGCGGGGAAAAAGAGAAGGGUAGAGGAGGGGAGGGGGGCAGGUAUUGGUCCCUUAGCUUGGUCCAGCUUUUAGGCCUGUUCGUUGGCCUUAAUAAAUUGCACCAGUGUACGCAACCAGCUUAAGUAGGUGAGGGUAGUGUGUGCAGGCUUUCAUAUGGUCAAAGAGUGAUGUUAAAGAAGGUUUAGGAAGGUUUGCCUAGUGCUCUUUCCUUAAAGCGUUGUCUUGUGAGCUACCACACAAAGGUGUUUAGAGUGUUUAACUUGUCACUGCGUCUGUUGGCGUGUGUCCCAUUUUUCCCACGCCUCCUUCCAAAAUUUUUGGGGGGGAUUGUUGGACCUGGCCAUUAUCUCAUACUUCUUUAUGGUUUCAAUGUGGGUUAUGCAGCUCUGUAUGUUGGGGAUCGUCUGUUUUUGCCAGUGUUUGCUGAUAUGCAGCAGAACCGCCGAGAUAAUGUGAUAUAUUAAGUAUCGGGAUGAUUUUGUAUGGCCUGGUGGCAUAUACUGUAGGAGGUAAUGUUCGGGGGUGUGUGCGAGAUCUACACCUGUAAUGUUUUUAAUUAGGGUCUGUGUUUCCGUCCACAAUGGUGUUAGGAUUGGGCAUUCCCACCAAAUGUGUAGCAUGGAACCUUGAGCUUUAUUGUAUCUCCAGCACAGUCCUGUAUUCUUAGGUAUCAUAUGUUUCAGUCGGGUUGGUACUAAGUACCAGCGAUAUAAUAAUUUCCUGGCUAGUUCCAGAUGGGUUGUGCUAAGUGUAAGUUUUUUAUUCUCACACAGUAUAUAUGACCACUGCUCUUUUGUUAACUGUUUUCCUAGUUCAACUUCCCAUGCUUUAACAAACUGUAGUGUAUGCGGGUCUGGUACACUAUAAUGGCGAUUGUACAGUAUAGAGAUUAGCUUGAGUGGCCUCUUCGUCUGUGUGCAGAGACUUUCUAAUGCAUUGAGAGUGUUCCACCUGUUUGCUGCAGGCAGUACUUUUCUAUUUGUCUGCAGCCAUGAGCUUAUCUGUCUGUGCGCAAAUGCUGCUGCAUUGGGUAAUUGGUAUUUAUUUUGCAGUCGGUUGAAGGGGAUGAUCUCUCCCUGAUCAAACAACUGAUGCAAGUAUAUUAGACCUCUAUUGCUCCAGGACGUUAUGUUCAAUGAAGGUAUCAGACCAUAAAAUGAAUCUAGGAGGAAGGCUGGUGAUAGCCCCCCAUCAAAUCCUUGUUCCUUAUUAAAUCUGUCCCAUUCUCGUAAUGUUGUAGCUGUGAGUGGUGACAUAUCUUUAUAUUUUUUUCUAAGUUGUGGCGGUAUCCAGGCUAGGUGCGUUAUUUUUUGCCCCCCAGUUAGGUCAGCCUCUACCGUUACCCAAGGGGAUGGUUUGUCAUGUUGGUGUAAUUCGUUGACCAACGGUGCGAGUAUAGCUGAUCUGUAGUACGUGGCUAUGUGUGGUAAUCCCAUUCCCCCUCCUUUAUAUGUGAGGUACAUGAUUUUUGCCGCUAUUCUGGGUUUCUUAUGGGACCAGACAAAGGUGUUAAUCAAUUUUUGUGCGUCGUGAAGGAAUGUUUUUGAGAGCCUAAUUUGUAAUGUACGGAACAUGUAUUGCAGUCUCGGGAGAAUUUUCAUUUUGACUGCUGCUAUUCUACCUAUCCAUGAUAUGUAUUUCCCUUUCCAAUUCGCUAGCUGCUGUUUUAUGGAUGUGAGGAGUUUGCCGUAAUUUUCCUGAUGUAAGUUCCUUUCUAGUCUCGUGAAUUUUAUACCCAAGAAAGUUAGGUGGUCUUGUCUCCAUUCAUAAUGGUAUUUCUGUUGCAAGGCUGUAUACAGCAAUGCAGGUGCAUGCAGACUCAUUGCUUGCGUUUUAGAACUGUUUAAUUUGUAAUAUGAGCAAUUGCUGUACUGUUGCAGCAGAUUCUGGAGUUCUGAGAUAGAGGUGAGUGGGUCAGAUAGGGAGAGCAUUACGUCAUCUGCAAACAUCGUUAUUUUGUAUGUUUUAUUUUUAAUUUCCACACCUCUGAUUUGGUUGUUAUCCCGUAUUGCUUGGGCUAAUGGCUCUAACGCAAGAAUGUAUAAGGCCGGGGAGAGCGGACAUCCUUGCCGUGUUCCAUUUGUGAUAAGGAACGGCUUGGAUACAAACCCGCCGUUCGCAACCUGUGCUGAUGGCUUGGAGUAUAGUGCUAAUAGUAGGGAUAGAAAUUGUUGUGGGAAUGCAAAUUUUUGUAGGACAGUUCUCAGGAAGUUCCAGUGAAGUCUGUCGAACGCCUUCUCGGCGUCCAGGGACAUAAAGACCCUGGGCUCUCCGAGAGGCGUCCCAUUAUAGAGGAGGCUGUGGAGCUUCCUAGUCCCGUCAGUCCCCUGGUGUGUAAUAAAGGGGAUUAUGGCCGCUACACGAUUGGCGUAUAUUUUGGCUAAUAGUUUCGUAUCUGUGUUUAACAGUGAAAUAGGUCUUAAAUUUUUAGGUUGCGUGGGUGGUUUCCCUGGUUUUGGUAGCGUGGCUAUGUGUGCUAAUAGCAUUUCCACUGGCAUCUUCCCUGUGUGUACAAUAUGGUUCAGUGUGUGUACUAGGUAGGGGCUCAGGAUGUUCGAAAAUACUUUGUAGUAAGUGUUCGUGAAGCCAUCGGGCCCUGGUGAUUUCCCCGAAGGGAGUGAGCGAAUCGUUUGCUGUAACUCUGUCAGUGUGAUCGGUUCUAUCAGGGAGUCCUGCUGUUGUUGUGUUAAUUUUGGCAAUUUUAUCUGCGAUAGGAAGUUAUCAAUUUCCACUUGUGUUGGCUGAUGUGUUUGGGGAUCUUUUGUUAGGUUGUACAGGUUUUGGUAGUAGGCUGCUGUUUCUUCAUUAAUGUCUAUGGGGUUGUAUAUUUUCUCUCCUGUGCUAGUGAGUAAAUAUGGUAUUUUGGCGUGGGCUUGGUGAUGCCUCAGUAAAGAUGCUAAUUUUUUCCCCGCUCUGUUUCCCUGGGUGUAAUGCUUCAGUUUGAGUGUUUGUAAAGUGCGCGCUGUUUUUUGAAGUAGGAGAUCAUUUAAUUGAUUUGUAGUUUGUUCUAUUUCAAUGUCGAGGUCGGGGGUGGGGUGUAGCAGCUGGGCUGCUUUUAGGUCACGCAGUUUGGUCAGUAGUGUGAGGCGCGCCUGUUGAGAGGUCCUGUUUAGGAAGGACGCUCUGCUAAUGAGCUGACCUCUAAUCACUGCCUUAUGUGCCUGCCAAGAUGUAGUAGGUGAUAUGUCAGGUUGGUUGUUAAGUUGAAAAUAUCUAUCUAUCUCAGUCCCCAAUUCCUUUUGAAAGGUGUCGUUGUAUAGGAGGGUGUCAUUUAAUCGCCACUGGGUUUUCCCUCUGUGCUUGUAAGCAUCCUGGGUUAUGAGGGUUACCGGAGCAUGGUCCGACCACACUAUGUCCCCUAUGCUACUCUGUGUUGUGGAGGGCACCAAAUCUUGUGACACCAAUAUGACGUCUAUUCUGGAGUGGGUUCCAUGCACCUUGGAGUGGAAAGUGUAACUUUUGUCACUCGGGUGAUUUGUUCGCCAUAUGUCAUAUAGAUUGUGGUCAAGUAAGAGCUUGGUGAUGGCUUUGCAUUGUGGUAUUAAGGAUCUAUGUCUGGGAGUGUUAGACGAUACUGUCGUGUCCAUAGUCGGUUGGAGAAUAUGAUUCAUGUCGCCACAUAUUAUGAUGCCGGCUCUGUGUUCAUGGGGUAAUUUGCUCAGCACUUUAUGCAAAAAAUUGCGCUGGUUAGAGUUAGGGCUGUAUAUGCCUACUAAGGUAUAUAUGGCUCUGUUGAUUUGACAGUGGAGUAUUAAGUACCGACCUUGUGCGUCUGUUUUAAUAUUUAGCAGUUCAAAGGUAAGCGAUUUGUGAAACAAAAAGGACACUCCCCUUGUUUUGGAAGAAUAGGUCGUAUGGUACUGCGUCGGAUAAUCUUGUUUCCCAAAUUCUGGUAUUCUCCCCCGCACAAAGUGCGUUUCCUGGAGGCACAUAAUAUCUACUUUAGCCCUCUUAGUUUCCUCUAACAGAACUCUGCGUUUAUGAGGGGUGUUCAGUCCCCGUACGUUAUGUGAGUAUAUUUUCAUAGUGUACUAUUAUAUGGGUUGGACACUGAGUUUUUAAUUUACUUCUGAUUGUAUCUUCUAGUCGGGUGUGUUUGUUGGUUGUGCAUAUAUCAGGCAAGAGUGCCCCUGUGUGGGUAAUAGUGAUCUUAGCUGGUAUGGGUAGUGGCUUGGACUUCCUUAUCUUUGCGGGACUGGGGUCAAAAACUUGGGGAGGUGUAAACCGGGUAGAAACAAAAACAAAGUAUAUACAUAUAUGUGUCUUGGUACUGGUGGUAAGUACCGUGGGGGUGGAAACUAGCAUGUUUCCGUGUCAUGGCUAUGGGUCUUCCGCUGUCUCUUAACCUUUGGAGACGGUCGGUCGCACCAGGCCACCUAUGUAGUAAGUACUAAUAGUCGUAUAGGCUCUUGGUGUGUGUACAAUUCUAUUGAGAAAGGGGGUAAACGGUAAUGGGACUAGGAGAGAUUUUUGUCAGGUGUAGUAGUAAAUACAUAUAUAUACACUUAUAUUCGUCAUAAUCAGCAGCUGGUAAGUACAUCCAGUAGGACAGCAUCUUGCUCCCUAGUAGCUGGGAGAGCUCGUUGCGGUAAUGAGCAUCUAUUGAUUAUAAGCAGUGCUUGUGUUAUACCAAUUGUUUUUUUUUUUUUUUUUUUUUAUAUUAUUUUACUAAGCAGCGUAACAGUGUUGCCCUCACAUUAUGCUCUUGAUGAGGCACACGGAGAGAAUGUGUGUGUCCUCUGCAACUCAUCGCCUCUCCCGUAAGCUACAGGUUGCUAGGGGGGGGGGUUCAGCCCCAUACUUCCAUCAAAUGAUGGGGAGGUAUUGCUUGCCAGCUUAAGUAACCUUAAGGAACUAGGUAAUUUAACUUGUUAUAACCAAUCCGUGUUAACCUGAACAUUUUUUUUUUUGUUUUUUUUUUUUUUUGUUUAGCAUAUAUAGACCUUGGGAUAUUUCCCCAGCCCUCGAGUCCAUUGCAAGCGCCUAGGCAUAAUCAGAUUUAUACUUGCGUAUGUCCAGCAGUUCAUGCUUUGUGCCAGUCCAGUGGGAUGCGCCUGGCAGGUGGGGUGUGAGGCUCCGGUCUUUGGUGCAUAAAUCCCCAGGAUUGUAGUUUACGGAGUCCAUCUUCAGGUGAUGUGAUAACCUGGGUGGUGUUAUCUUUCGUCACCAGCAUUUUGGUAGGGAAGCCCCAUCGGAAUCUGAGGCCAUGAGCCCUCACGGAGUUGGCGACCUGAGCGAACUCUUUCCUUCUGCGAAGAGUAGACGCCGAUAGAUCUGCAAAAAUCAGCAGAUUGGGGUAACCUUCUAGUGGUGUCGCUUUAUUUCUGCUUGACUUGAGUAUAAGCUCUUUGAUAUGAUAAUAAUGCAUUCGCAGUAGUACAUCCCGCGGUGCAGUUUCUGGCAGGAACCGUGGUCUAGGCAGACGGUGUAUUCGGUCCACGAGUAACAUGUCGGUUGGUAUGUCUGGAGCAUAAGCGUUAAACACGCCUCUGACAUAUGCCUGCAGGUUCUCCGGCACAACAUCCUCUGGGAUCCCUCUAAUGCGCAGGUUAUUCCUGCGUGCGCGGUCCUCUAGGUCAGUUAUUUUAUUUUCCGCCGCCAGUAAUUUUUGUUCCAGUUGUUCCACAUGAGAAGCUAUGUCAUUGUGUGCUGUAGCAAAUUCUGCCAUCUUGUUCUCCAUGUGGGAGGUGCGCUUGCCUAAUUCUUGCAUGUCCUUCCUCAGCGAAUCCGCUGUAUGUUGCCACGAUGUAAUUAGCUUGCUUGACAGGGUGUCCAGAGCUUGUUGUAAAUAGCUCUUGGUGAGUAUGUCAGGAUCACUUUCUUGCAAUGCUGCUGUGUUCUCAGGGCUGUCAGUAGCGGAGCCGCCAUCUUGCGACCAGGCCCGAGCCUCCUCCGGUUCCUGGUGCGACUUGUGUCCAAAGAAAUUGAUUUUUUCCGCUUUGUGUGCAGACUUCUUGCCUCUCUGCUGUGCCAUCUUCGUUUUUUAAGCAGUUGUGCCGCCGUGUUGCGUUCGAUGGAGUCGGAUUGCGACCCGUGUUGCCGGAGUGAACGGGUUACACGUCCAUUCCUCUCGGCGGUUAGCCACGCCCCUCUUUAUUUUAUAUUUUAUUCAUAUUAAAUUAUGUUUCAGACCUAAAUAUUUUAUGUUAAAUUAAAGCCCUGUUUCCCCUGAAUAAAAUGAUAUAUGUGUGGGUACACAUAAUAUGAAAGAGGUAAAUUACGCCUCAACAGACAUAUAGCGCAAAUUCAAGUUUUUGCUUACGUUUUGUGUUGAUCACAACGUGUAGAUUUGGCUCAGUCCUUAAGGGGUUAAUAACUAUUAAGAACAAGUGCCAAUCGUGGGCAUGUUAGUGUUGUCUUCUGUUUUAGCACCUCAUGGUAGCAUUAAGUAUGAUGUACCGUAUAUACUCGAGUAUAUACUUCAGGGCCAGUGCACAGGGCCCGCGGUUGCCAGGUGACCUGCAGGAGGGGAGUGCACAGAAUAGGUGAGGGUCACAACAAGUAGCGUGGCUGAGCAGACCAGGGUAGAGGGACCUCUGUUUCCCUCUAGCUGGACUGAGAGGAAGUGCUCAUUGAGGGAGCUCAUCCUGUUAGACUGGCUACUGCAGCAUGCUCUGCCAUGCUACAGAAGAGAGCAGGUACAGAGAGCAAUGUGGAAUUGGCACAUGGAGAGACAGGGGGAGUGAAUUGACACAUUAAAGUAUGGGGGGGGGGGAUUUACACAUGGAGGGUGGGAUUGACACAUGGAUCGACUGCGGGGGUGGUAUAGACACAUUGAGGGACUUGGGGGAGAGGGGACUGGCAGAUGGUGGAUUUGACACAUGGAGAGACUGGGGAGGGUGGAAUUGACCCGGUGGUUUCUAGUUACACCUCUGGGGUAGGGCAAACAAAGAUUGUUGGUCCAAAGGACUCCCUUCCUAUCAAAUUAAUAGAGGCUUCCCACUUCCUGUGUACAACAUGGGUUAAAUAAUGGAAUAGAUGGACUAGCAUGUGUUUAUCCAUUCCUAUUUUGCCUUGGACUGCCAGGUAAUGGCCAGUCCAUUCCAUGGAAACUGCCAGCCAGCUGCCAAUCACAAGUGUUAAUACUUAAGGACUAUACCUGUCACAGGGUCGUACCCCAACUUACAGGAAUGGCAAUUCCCACAAACAGAGGUUCUAGAUAGACGUUACCAGGCCUUAGAGAGGCCAGACUUAACGUUAAUAAAGAUAAAGGCAGAGUCAGGCAUAGCCAAGAUCAGGGAUAUAGAAAUACAGAUAUAAGGAAUAACAAGCCAGGGCAAGAUACCAGAAAUACUCAAUGUCAAAUAUAAGCCGGGUCAAUAUUGACAUAUCAAGUGAGACUUACUGUUAUCACUAGCAUGUAUCAGGGCAAAAACCACAAUAGGGCAAUGAACAAGGGCCCAAAUUAACGUUAUUGUCAGGAUUACAGAAUGAUCCAGCACGUAGAAUUGUAUAACACAGAGGACUGAUAGGUAACGUAUACCGGACCUUAGAAUGGCUGGACUAACGUACCAAAGAAUAGUCAGGAAUAGCCGAGGUCAAGGGAAACAGAAAGAGACACAACGAUAAGGAAAAGCCAGGAGUCAGGGAUGCCAGAAAACAGGGAAGUCAAAAACAAUGCCAAAGUCAAAUAACCAGAAUUACCAGAAUCAAUAACGCACUCUCGGACAACCACAAGGGAAACCAUGACAGGGCACUGAGCAGGAUGAGAACUGGGCCUAAAUACCCCUCCUCUAGAUCUGAUAGGCUGUAACCGGCCUUUGACCCCAAAGCAGUUACCAGGUUCCUAUUUGCAUAAUUUCUGCUCAGCAUUAACCCUUCUGUGGAUUUGGUUGCUGCUCGGCACAACUUUUCCUGUGUGGACAGUAAAUGUCAUUAACCACAUUUUUAUAAGUGGAUGAAUACGUGACAGUUAUAUAGGCUAACAAUGUUUCUGAUUGGUCUAUGUCAUCUCUGUGACUCCAAAAUGAUUGACAAUGGGGUUGCCUGGAUAAAAUGGUCACUUUAAGGGCGGGUGUGACAUCACAACAUUUGAAUUUAUAAAAGCGCCAUUCUAAUAAAAUGCAAUGAAUAGGAUUUAGACCCACGCAAACAAGCAGAGGGUGCUGUUCGCUGGCCCGAAUGGUAAGCAUUCCCUGUUCAAGCAGCGUGGCCACACGACCUGAGGAGGGGAGCAAUGCUGCUGCGCAAUAUGUUUGGCUUGUGCGCCCCGACGAGGGGACAUGUGUGUGUGCCUGGUGCAGGUAAGUCCAUGACAAUUCCCAAUAUUGUUACACAUAUUUAAAGGUUUUUCCUCAUUUUAAUAACACUGCAAUUAAUAACCUGGAAUAUGACUUAUUAUAUCACAUUACAUACUGGACUGGAGAUCAGUUGCACAUUGUGAUCUGUAGACCAUACUGAGCCAAUGCUUAUUUAGUGCAUAGAAACACAAUGAAACAUAAUAUUAUUAAUGUUCAAACAUGUGCAAUGCUUACUGUGAGGAUGAUGCAAUAACUGGAAACAGAAACAUUUUAAAUGGAGCUGGACAGUGUUUCAAGAAAACUGCUGUUAGCACUUGGCUUAUAACAACCAUUUUGCUAGGGAAAGAACUCGUACAUGCAACAAGUCUUUUUAUAUGUACAAAAAGGGAUUGUAAAACAAUUAGCAGGUCACAGAGUUUCCACAACUAAUUCCAAUUACUUAUCACUCUGAGUUGGGAAGAAUUCAACCUUGUCUUGUAUUAAUUUGUUUGCUCAUAAUAUUACAGUCACAUUUCACACACUGUUCUGUUUGCAGAGUAUAAUUUACUGCUGGUACUUCUUAAAGGUUAUAAUUAGUGCCAGACAAUCAGCUAAACACACUUGUACACACUUUAUGGGAUUUCCUAACUUGGUAGCAAUUUUUAAAUGCAGUUGUAUAAUGUCACAGAAGGUGCAUUUUGACACUGAUGGAGUGCAUGUAAUGCAUGAGGUAGAUGCAUUAUUUCUCAACAUGGUAUAAUAUUGUAUUCUAAUCUUGUAUACAUUAAAAAAAAAGUUGAAAAUGUAAUUUCUACGUAAUAGAGUCCAUUUCAGUAUUGCAAUUUUAUACAUCUUGCAGAGCCACGAGUGUACAGUUUUAAGAGGAUUUUUACUGAUUUGUCAUUUUUUUUCAACAGAAUAUUUUUGGUAACGAGUCUUCAUAACUUACCAGGACACUACCAUUGUGAAAAAGAAGUUUCUUCAGAAACAGGUAUAGCAUAUUUCCAAAAAUAACUUUUUCAUUAAAAUAUUCUCAGUCUUUUUUACUAAAGUGAGAAUUGAAUUUUAAAUUUAAUGCUAGAGUACCUAAAUUGAAACCACCACUUAUUUAUUUAUUGGACUUUUUCAUCUAUUGUAUCCUGCCAUUUGCUGAGAGCAGCACGGGAGUGCACAACGCUACAGAAAUCUUUCAAUAUUUCCCUUUUACUUAAUUAACCCUUCCACUGGCUUUAGGGUUAACUGGUGUUUAGGAUUAAGGUGUAUUUCAGCUUGUGUUUAGGCUUAAGGGUUGUUUAGGAUUCAAACUUAUAUUAUAUAGGGGUGAGUCCAUAGCAUCUUGAAGGCAAAUAUCCUCUAACCCGAAGUCCUAAUCACCCCAAGCCUUAACUCUAAACACCCACUAACAUUAAGCGCCAUAACCCUAAACGUCUGCUAACUUUUAAAGUAUAAAAGGAGUAGGUGGGUUAAAUUUUAAAAGGGCAUAUUGUAGCCUGCUAGUGGCUGUGGUGCCAGGGCAUCCCUGGUGUCGCACCCAGAAGAAGUAGUUAAACCAUUUCCAAAUGAUUUGACACUUACUUGUUUCUCUCUGGGAUGUCUCUUGUCUGUCACUCUUCUCUGCUAGAUCUAGAAUGGGCUGUACUGGUUAACUAAACCAAAGGGCACGUUUUAGCAGUAUAGUGGCAAAGCUGUAGCAUUUCUGCAGAAUUUUAACAGAACUGUAAAUUGCCCCUCAACUGGAAAUAUUGACAAAUACAAAAACUUCUUAUAUACUUCCUUAUCCUGAAUAGUUUCCAUAUAUUGAUCCUUAAGGACCAUGGUGAUGAUGUAUCUAUAUGUCUCUAUAAAUAACCAUGGAUGCUCUGUGACUGAUUUUAACAUUUUAAAUUAUAUAUACAUAUUUAUAUUACAGGCAAUGGAUUUAUAACCUCAAGGAAACACACUGAACGUGUAAUGGGUGCAAACAUAUAUAAGGUAAAGAAUUAUCAGUGGAUGUCUCAUUUUGCAAGACAGAUAAUUUAAUAUCUCAGUUGCCAGUGCAGUCACUGUAUCUGAAAUGAUCUAAAUGAAUAGGUGUUAACUAUGAUGCUGUCACUCAAUUAAUGCUUCAGUGAAGCAUUGCAGUUUUGUUGCAAUUUUAGAAUAUUAGCUGACAUUUGGCUUUGAAAUGUUUAAAAUGAACGAUAAUAUAUGAAGUAAGCUUAAAGGGACAUGCAUCACUUGACCUGCAAGAAAACACUUUUACACAAACAUAAAAACUAAAAUAAGACAAGAAAAGUUUGAAAACUAUGUAAUAUACUCACCAUAAGCUUUGUCUGGCACGCCUCUCAGCCAGGAAAGUUAUUCAGUCUCCCUCUGUAUCUCUUAGCAUCUUCUUACGCACCCAUUAACAGUUACUUACUAAUUAAUUACUGCACAGUAAAUCCCUCUGUAUACUGACUGACACACUGCUUUGCACAGUGAACCCCACUAUAUACUGAGUGACACCCACACUACUCUGCACAAUAAACCACCUGUAUACUGAGUGGCACUCUGCUCUGUGCAGUGAAUCCCUCUGUAUACGGAAUAACACACUGCUCUACAGUGAAUCCCACUAUAUACUAAGUGACAUAGUGAAUCCCUCUAUACACUAUAUGACACACUGCGUUGCACAGCCAAUCUCUCUACAAAUGGACUGACAUACUGCUUUGCACAGUGAAUCCCUUUAUCCGGGGAGUACUUUGUGACAUGGUGCUUCUGAGGGGUCAGUGUGGCAAGGUGACUGUGUUUGGGGAGUGAGUGUGACAGGGUGACUAUAUGUAGGAGGUACAAGUGUGAUGUGUUGUUUGUGGGGAAAGGGUUGAAGGAAGGGGUUGAAGUGUGGAAAGGUGAUUGAAGGGGGGUAAGAGUAACAUGGUGACUGUGUGUGGGGAGUUAGUGCGACAUUUGACUGUGUGUGCAGUGCAACUCAAUAGUUUUUAAUAUAUGAAGCUGUAGUUCCCUUCUUCCUUACCUAUUGUGCAAAGAGGGAGGCCCUAAUGCCCAAUUCCCUGGCAGUCCAGUGGGCUGCUUCAUUUCUUGACAGUCCAGUGGGAUGCCUGUACCUCUGGUGAUCCGAUGGGCUGCUUGACUCCCUGGUGGUCUGUUGGGCUUCACUUUCUCCAUGGGCAUCUAGGCAACACUUGCUGCAUAGUCAAAGUGCCACGUAAUUCGUAUUCUUAGCCAGUGCAUAUGGAUCUUGCAACAUCACGUAACUAGCGGUAGGACACUGAUGGUCUGGAUCAGAGUCCUCCCUAGGGUAAGAGUGGAAAAUGCGGGUAAGAAAACGUAGGUAAAUAUGAAAAAAAUUAUAAUUACUGCCUUUUUCCGCCUGCAGAAUGAGUCAGUUGUCUGAAAGGGAUUCAUGUCCCUUUAAUAUCAGUGUAUUUAUCUAUUAUUAUAUUUUGUCCAAAUAUUUUAUUGUGAAUACAUAUGCAAACGGAGAGUACAAGUGGAAGUUUUCAUGUUCAAUAUGGAGUUUUUUUCAAAUGGGGGAUACGAACAGUAUUGGAGCUAGGAAGAUCAUUUAGGUAGUUCAGUACUCGGUGUUGACAUCAAGAUGAAGAUGAGGAGGUGCUUACGAAGGCCUAUAGUGAGAAAGGUAUCAUCUGACAAUAUAUUGUAAGCUUGAACAGUACUGAUGGAGGGUGACCCAUGGCCGGUCAUGAAGUUUUGUAUUCCAGGUAGAGCCUAAAUGAUUAGUAUGAUUGAGUUAUACAUGCAAAGCUGGCAGUGUGGUAGUAAGUAAAAACAGGAUGCGUAGACAUUUAGGGUCUGCCUCUCCAAACAAAGUAGAAAUAGAUUUUUAAAACAGUAGGAGGAGGCAACCCUGCAAUGUGCAAUAGAUGCUAAUAACACCAUACUGCAGACAGGGUUUGGAGUAAAGAAAUGUGUCCCAGCUUGAGGAAAACCUAAAGCCAGCGUAUUGAAUUACUGUUAUAGCAUCAUUGAAGAGCAAUGGCAUAGAACAGGGUGUAGACCACAUUCUGCACUCCAGAUGUUGUGGCCUACAUCUUCCAUGAUGCUUUGCCAGUAUUGUGGCUGUAAGAACAUAAUGAGAGAUGUAGUCAACAACAUCUGGAGUUUGCCUAGCCCUAGUAAAAGGAGUUUUCCAGCAUCGAAGAAGUGAUCAGGUUGAGGCUUCUGUUGGUGUUGUGCCUGGCUUCCUUAUUGGCUUCACAUCUCAUUUCAUUUAGGAUAUGUGUAGACAUUUUGUGAUAAAAGGUUAGAGACCAUGUACAAGCAUAUUCAAUCUUGAAGAGACAUAAGUCUUAUUUAGAGAGUUUGGUCUCCAGCUAGAGCAAUCAUGAUGAUAUUUGCCUUCCUUAGGUAGCAAACAGGUUAUUGUUUAACUUAGAUAUUGUGUAUUUUAUAGGUGGAAAUAUUCCGUGAUUCAAGAAUCAAUCUGGCAGCCCAGGCAUUUAUGAAACUUGCUAGUGAAAAAGGUAAACGGAGUAUAUACUCACCAUGCAACUUGGCAGGAAAUGUUGUUUGGGACAAAGUGCAAUUUUAAGUUAAAUUAAAAAAUAUAUAUAUCAAGGUAUCAAUGUAGGUAGAAAAUCAAAUAUUUAUUUAAGGUGAUGUGGAAAGGAAUCGAGUGAUUAUGAUCAACAGGGUUGGGUGACAUAAAACAUAGUGUGGCCAUCUUGACAAAUCCUUAUGGUCCCAGAUACAGUGUGACAAUUUUUAUUUUAAGACUUCUGUAGUCCACAUCUGGGGAUACCAGACGAAUGCCCCCCAAAAAGCAUAGUAUUAGCUCUUGUGCACUCUGUAUCAAGCCAAUGCAAGCUUACUUCAACAAUGCUCUCUGCAUGGGUAGCCCAGAGUGAAGCAGGUCAAAUUGGCCUGGGAAGCCUGUUGUGUGCAAGUAAUGCCCCCUUUUCAGGCAGGGUCUGUCCAUAAUCAUUUGGAGAAUAGGUUUGACACUUAUAUUAAAUCUCGUUCUCGUGUUUUCCAUAUAAAUGCAGACUGUGAGGCCAUUGAGAAAAUGGUGGCGUUUAUAACGGAGGCAAACAACAGAAGAGUCGAUGUGAAUAAUGGAAUAAGCCAAGUCUGUCAGGUGAAUACCAUGUAUUUCAUGAGCUUUAAACAGAGAACUAUGGCAAGGUUUUCAUAGUUACUGAAGAUCGAUAAAAAAUUAUUAUUUAAAUCAGAAACUAUGUAGAUGCACAAUAUACAAUAUUACAAACUGCAGAAAAAGGAAGAAUAAACAUUUUCUAAUACAGUUUAGGCUUAGGUGGAUAUUUUUCAAACUUAGAUAUGUUGACCUACGUUUUACAAUUCAAGUUUAAAUUUGCCACUACUUAUUUUCUUUUUAUUCUUGUUACCAAGAAAAGUAACCCUGGUGUAAUAUGAAUUGAGGGCAAUUCUCACAGUUCUGUAUUUGAAACUCACUCAAUACAAACAAUAUUCAAUCCAGUAUGUUGAUUAUUCUAAUAAUAUAUAUAUAUGUAUUCUUUUUAACACCAGACACUAAACCAAUAUGUUAAACCUGAAUAUUUGUCCUCGGCACACCAAUGGUUAUUGAAGGCUGGGAAAGAAGGUAAUUACGUAUUUGUAUUAUAUAGUUACAUUUCUUUAAAAUGAUUCUCUAAGCACCAAAUCAACUUUAAGUGAAAAGUGUACAGAAGGAUCAGCGCUUAAAAACUUAAAUAAAGGCAGCACACCUAAAGGGCUCCCUCACAGGCCCUAUAUGUAUAUAUGUAUAAGGAAGUAGAAAAGGGUGGCGCCACAGACAUAAUAUGUAAAAUUAAAUAUAAGCAAGUAGUAAUAUAGAAAUAAACAAUUAUAUAUAAUACAGAGACAGAACAAUAAAAUAAAAAAAAUAAUAGGUAUAAAGAACAGUCCAAAAAGAGUCGAGUAAAACCUUGGGAUGAGAGAACAAUCACAGUUCUGAGGUAGAGAUGUCUAUGGAGUAGUAGGAUCAAGAGGUUUGUGGGAUCCGUAUGAAAGAGAAAAGAAAAUCUAAUAGUGCAAUAAAACCAAAAAGAUAGCAGCGAAUAAAAAAGAUCCAUAUGGUCCUACUCACGUUUUUGAGAGUUAGGAACUAGCUCUAGUAUAAACAGCGUACAGUGGUAUAAUCCCCACUUAUGGGAUAUGUAAAGGAGUGUUGUAAGUAGAUAUCUCGUCAGAUGGGGACCAUAUGUUACAUAAAAAACAACAAUAGUACUCACUGUGAUAAAACCAGGAGAGUGUAUAAAAAUACCAAAUGGUUACUCACAUUUAAUUGGGCAGGCUCACUGCUCAAUGAUAGGGCGUAAGUGGUAUAAUCCCCACCAAGGAUGCUUUGGAGUAGUAUCUCUCUGGAACAAGUAAAACUCAGAUGCCAGGUAGUAAAAUAAUAAAAAUUGUAAAAAAGAUAAAAUGGCUGACUCACAACAAAGAAAGUGACCAAAAUACCUUUAUUAAAAUAUAGUUAGCUAAAAUUUUCACAAUGUGUUUCUCCCCUUAGGGCUUUCUCAAGUGGAUAAAACCAUAUUGAUUGUCCUCUCAUCCCAAGUAUUUUACUGGACUCUUUUUGGACUGUUUUAUAUAUAUAUAUAUGUAUUAGUUUUUUUUAAAAAAAUUAAAUUUUAUUAUUCUCUCUGUAUUAUAUAUCAUUGUUUAUUUCUAUAUUACUACUUGCUUAUAUUUAACUGUACAUAUUAUCUCUGUGGCACCACCCUUUUCUACUUCCUUAUACCAAAUCAACUUUAGCUUAAUGAAACAGGAUUAGUGUAUAGAUCAUGCCAGUGAAGUCUCACUCCUCAAUUCACUGCCAUUUCGGAGUUAUAUCCCUUUUGUUUCUGUUUAUACAAGUCCUACCCACAACACCACUGACUGUGAUUCACACAGUCAACAUGAAAAAAAUGAGUUUCAUUUUCAAUCAGUACAGUAUGUUUAAUUUAUAAGUUUUUUGUUUUUUUCUCCUGCUUUGUUAAUUGAACGUUAAUCAAUCGCAUGAGGCUCCUCCAGACACUAACAGGCUAUUAACAGUGCAGGAGAUCAGAAAUUGCAAACUAGACGGAAUGCGCUAUAAAGGAAGUUUAAACAUCAGAUCUGUUUUUACAGGAAAUGUGUUGGGGGACUCUGCAGGUCACAUGCAGGGGAGGUGUGGCAAAGGCUGUAUAAACAAACUGAUUAACUUCUAAAUGGCAGAUAAUUGAGCAGUGAUAAUGAAGGGGCAUGAUAUAUAUACUAAAAAGCUAAAGUUGUUUUCAUGCUUAUAGUGUCCCUUGCAAGCUGUUGAGGAAAAAGUACACACACUUUCAAAUGUGUUACAUUCUAGAUUAUGGCUAACUAGAUUACAAAUUUAUGUAAGGAAAUGUAUAUCAACACAAUCAAGAGUGGCUUUCCAUAAAGACUAUGGUUAUGGUGCUUGGAAUGUUCCUUUAGCUUCCUUGAUACUGAUAACAGUCGACUUCAAUACACUGGACUCUAUAUGGCUGGUUUGCAGAUGACAAAACAAUUUGCUUCCAGUCAACACCAUAAUUGUGGUAUGAUUGUGUAAUUUGUAAAGCAUCUUCUUCUCUAUAGGACCACUCCAAGCACUUGACCACUACAGCCCACUGUAGUGGUUGGUGCUAAAGUGCCUUCCACAAAGUAAGUAGCCAAACAGUUUAAGAAUAGUUUGGUGACAUAUGUGGUCCCGCUGGGGCGCCCACUGCCACCUCCUGCUACUGCUCUUGCAAAGCUCUUCAAACCAUUCUUAAACAGUUCAAAUGCCUUACUCUGUGAGGGCUCCAGGUCACUCCUGGCAUCAUAAGCAAUACAGAAGGCUAUAGAGCUGAAACCUUGAAAUGUACCUUUAAAAAAAAAAAAAAAAUACCAUACAGUUAUGUCUAAAUUUGUAUUUAUGCAUGUCAUCAUAUUUGCUUAAAUGCGUUUAAUUUAAAAUUACAUGAAUCUAUAUUGCAGAAAGAGCUGCAGUUGAGAGACUACUGAAAACUCUAUCUACAACUCCACAAAUCCCAAGAAUGAAAGAGAAAACUGAGUCCACCUCACGUGUCAGGAGAGCACACAGAUCAGAGUAUGCCAUCCACCCUGAAUGGAGGAUACAGCCUUAGUCUGCUAGAUUUUAUUUGUAACUAUGAAUUAGCAUUACAUCUCCACAUUACUCUUAUGUUUUACUCAUCCUGUGACCAUUAUAGGUGCAGGGUGUGUGUAAUGUAAUUGUUUAUUGCUAAAUGUUUUGUGUGCUCUUCUGUCCUGCUGAUGCUCUCAAACAACUAGGUGGACUUGGCUGUGGAGCUAGUACAGCGCCAUCUGUUGGUUGUGAAAAUCUUUAAACUAUAAAACUAUAUGCACUACCUGUAUAGCAAAGCUUGUUAAUUUGCAUAUUCGGGUAGAUUAGCGUAUUUUGGUUUUUGCAGGCAGGGUAGAUAUUUUGUGUUAGUUGUUGUCUUCCCCACCCAGUUUUAAAUGUUAUUAUGUGUUCCUGUAUUUUUCCCUAUAUGAUCUGAUUAUUUGUCUUGGAUUAAGUUUGUCACCGUAAAUUUGAUGUAAUGUGCAUAUGGGCUAGUCCUAAGUAAAAAUAAAGUGGAGUGUUUUUGUUCCAUUGGGAA
Pelobates cultripes (western spadefoot toad) is the source of this 26827-nucleotide messenger RNA. Lineage: Eukaryota; Metazoa; Chordata; Amphibia; Anura; Pelobatidae. The record is from the annotation of a GenBank genome assembly.